UGGCAGAUGUCAAAAUCAAUGUAGUAAUCUUCCUUCGUAGAAAUUUAUUAAAUUUUCAAUGAAAAUUGUAUCUAAUAUCUUAAAUUGUACCGUAUAAUUAAGGAGAGACGCUUUAUUGUCGGAGUUUCAAUGUUUACACUAAUAACGUUUCGACAUUUAGCUCUCCAUCGCAUCUUGCCACUUGUACCUAAAACCCAGAGGCUUUAGGCGCUUUUCUCGGACCCUGACUAUUCCAUGGCCAAAAUGGACUAAAUCGAGAGAUUAGUUUCAAAUCAAGAGCAUUAAAAAACAUUUGGCAUGGCGAAACAAACUCGACUUUUUCACAUGAAACUGGCCUCUGUUAGCCAUAGACCGAUUAAAUGGAAGGAGGAAAGGCAGGCGCUUGCCCUGCAGUGGGUAAUAGCUGAUAAUAAAUACAUAAAAAUAUUUAUAGCCUCUGUCCAGUUUCUGACAUAAGAAUCCUCGAAUCCCAUUGUCUGGGGAAAAAAUAUAGUAUUUAUCUUAUCUACUUUCCAAAUCUGUUUUGUUGUUUUUCUUUCACAGAUUCAUUCCUGACCACUCGAUAAAUUUAUUUGAAGCACUCUCGGCCUAAACUCUAUCUCAAGAAUCCCAAAUGACCGCAUAGAUUAUGUUACACCAAAAUGUAAAUUUCCGGAACUUUUAUAUCCAUUGCGAAUUUACUUCGUCCAAACAAAGAAAUCACUUGACAAGAACAGCAAUGGUUUUCUACAUAAACCUUACUCGGAAACGCUUCCUAAUAGCUCUUUCCAUUCUUUUUCUAUUGGAGUGUUACUUCAACAUGUCAAGUUAUUACAAAGUAUUGUAUGAUACUACGUACUUUACGAAAAGUUUAUCUCCCAAUACAAGUGCUAAUGUAUUAGCAAAAAGUGUAGAAACGUCUACCGUAUGUAGUGAAGAAGACUCGUUGGACUAUCAAACUACAGGGAAUGAUUGGAAGCCAUACAAGUAUCCAUUAAUAAAUUCAACAGACAUAGAAAUGGAACUUGGAAAUCAGUACAAUACUUCAUAUGACUGGUUUAUGGCCAUGAAGCAUCAGUUUAAAAGAUUAGGUAGUGGGGACUCUCCUAAAUAUUCAAAAGACUUACGCGCUUGUGUAGUAAACAUGUCUGCUUUUGAGCCAAUAAAGGUGGAAAAGCUUGAACUGCAAUCGAAAAAGGUGCAGAAAGAACUCCUGUUUAUAAAACGAGGAGGGCGUCAUGCGCCUGCGCACUGCCGCCCUACGCAUCGAGUGGCCAUUAUAAUUCCAUACCGGGAUCGCAGAAAAAACUUGAUAAUAUUACUGCAUUACCUCCAUCCCUUGUUAAAGAAACAGUUGUUGGAUUACAGAGUGUUUGUUGUGGAGCAGUUCGGUAAAGAAAAGUUCAACAAAGGCACAUUAUAUAACAUCGCGUUCCUGGAGAGCCAGCGGUUCGGCAGCUGGGACUGCCUGAUCUUUCACGACGUGGACCUCAUCCCCGAGGACGAGAGGAUCUCGUACUCCUGCCAGGAGAACCCCACGCACAUGGCGGCAGCCGUCGAGUCCUUUGGUUAUAAACUACCUUACUCGAAAAUUUUCGGCGGCGUGACGUCACUCACUCCAGCACAAUAUGAAGCCGUCAACGGAUACUCCAACUUCUAUUGGAACUGGGGCGGAGAGGACGAUGACGUUCGUGGCAGAAUACUCGCAAAGAACAUCACGAUUUCGAGAUAUGAUCCAUCGAUUGCCCGAUACGCUACGCUGCCACAUCCUUAUAACGAAUGCGGAAGAGAGAGAAUCCUCUUCCUUUUACUAUCGAGACUACGGUACCACAAGGAAGGGCUAUCCACAACCCAAUACAAGAUAAUCAAAGUGUCUGAGAAGAAGCUGUACACCCACAUUGUGGCUGACGUCAACCCCAUGAGGAUCAAACUGGACACGAAGAGUUUGAUGCAGCGGAUCAUAAGGAUGCAUGGAAGCACCAUGACAUACAGCCGACAGGAUUUGAACCUGAAGGCGAUAGCUGCUAGACGUCUGCACAGCAUAUGAAUUCUGGUCGAAAAGAGGUUAAUUUCGGGUAACUUAAUAUCUCGAAAGACCUUGUUACUCUGGUAAUAGUAGAAAAAGUAGUAUUUCUACAACAGUCUUCGUUCGGUCUGAAGUUUAUUUUCUCGUCGUUUAACAGAAAUAAAUGUUUUUACCAUGUAUUGAGUUAUUUUAUUUUACAAAGAGAUUAAAAAGACAACUUAAUUCCUGCCAAAGCCGAAAAACGUCUCCAUGAGGCUGGCAGCAUUGCCUCG
Molecule: messenger RNA, 2277 nt
Organism: Trichoplusia ni (cabbage looper)
Lineage: Eukaryota; Metazoa; Arthropoda; Insecta; Lepidoptera; Noctuidae
Product: beta-1,4-galactosyltransferase 4-like
Exons: 10
Coding region: 629-2026 (465 amino acids)
Biological process (GO): carbohydrate metabolic process; glycosphingolipid biosynthetic process
Molecular function (GO): N-acetyl-beta-glucosaminyl-derivative 4-beta-N-acetylgalactosaminyltransferase activity
Source: RefSeq, a predicted model, not a curated record